Messenger RNA from Cordyceps fumosorosea ARSEF 2679, 2058 nucleotides. RefSeq names its product oligonucleotide transporter. Gene Ontology annotation, molecular function: oligopeptide transmembrane transporter activity. Gene Ontology annotation, cellular component: fungal-type vacuole membrane. Bases 1 to 2058 code for a protein of 685 amino acids. The record is from RefSeq and is a predicted model, not a curated record. The transcript has 8 exons. NCBI's taxonomy places the organism in Eukaryota, Fungi, Ascomycota, Sordariomycetes, Hypocreales, Cordycipitaceae.
AUGGCGCCUGACAUACACGGGCAGAAUUUCACGGUUCGCGGCGUUGUGGCCGGCCUGGCCAUCGGCACCGUGAUCUGUGCUGCCAACGUCUACUUUGGGCUCCAGACAGGAUGGGUCUCCAUUAUGUCCAUGCCUGCCAGUCUGAUGGGGUUCGGCAUUUUUCGUCUGCUUAGAAGUCACCUUGAACUGCCAUUUUCGCCCGUAGAAAAUGUUUUUGUUCAAAGCGUCGCGUGUGGUAUGGCCAUCAUGCCACUUGGCUGCGGAUUUGUCGGCGUGAUACCCGCGAUGAACUAUCUUCUUUCACCAGAUGAAAGAGGGCCACUGAACCUCAGCCUCUGGCAGCUUGUGACUUGGUCACUUGGCCUGUGCUACUUCGGAGUCGUCUUUGCGGUGCCUCUACGUAAGCAAGUCAUUAUCAGAGAACGUCUGCGAUUCCCAAGCGGCUUCAGCACUGCCGUUCUUAUCUCCGUGCUCCACGGCCAGGGAACACAGUCGAAGCAGGCACUGGAUGAGGCAUCGAAAGGCGGCUUUGCCAGUCUUGUUCCCAAAGACAACGAACACGACAUGCAGCAGGACCAAGUGAAUGAAGCCGCUGCUUUGGUGGAUGAGCCCAUCACCGGCCCGCGUGAUUCGCAUUGGGCCGCGAAUUUGCGACUUCUACUCCUCUGUUUCAUCAUAUCAGGCCUUGCCACCGUUCUGACAUACUUCUUCCCCAUUCUCCGAAACAUACCAAUUUUUGGAACUGCAGUAGCCCAAACAUGGCUGUGGACGCUGAACCCUAGCCUGGCAUACGUUGGGCAGGGCAUCAUCAUGGGAACAGAGACAACCAUGCAUAUGACGCUGGGCGCCAUAAUUGGAUGGGCUAUCCUUAGCCCCCUGGCGAAGCAUAAAGGAUGGGCGCCAGGUCCGGUCGAUGACUGGGAAAGUGGAAGCAAGGGCUGGAUCGUAUGGAUAUCUCUAGCCAUCAUGCUUGUGGAUGCUGUCGUCAGCCUCGGAUAUGUCGCGACCAGAUCAAUUUUCGUUGCAUAUUACGAUCCCUCGUUUUCUGGCUUUCUCGACUCCAUACGCCAAACUUGGCCGGGAAGACUUCUCUUCUCGGGUAGCAGAGCUCGCUAUGCUCUUUUACAAAGACGAGCUGACGAUGACGACUCAAGCGACGAUGAAGGUGAUGGAUCCGGACAGAGCGCAGGCCAAGACAGUGAGGACGCCCCAGAGAACCAGCGUAUCAGCAACAAGAUUGUUGUUAUCGGCCUGUUACUCUCGAUAAUUCUCUGCAUAAUCACCAUACAUACGGUUUUCGGAGACCUGGUACCCCUAUAUGCCACCGUAAUUGCGGUGUUUAUGGCGCUGGUACUGAGUAUCAUGGGUGUUAGGGCUCUCGGUGAAACUGAUUUGAACCCAGUAUCCGGGAUUAGCAAGCUGGCGCAGCUCUUUUUUGCACUAAUAAUCCCGCAGUCGAAUAAAUCAAGCGUGCUCAUCAAUCUCGUCGCCGGAGCAGUGUCCGAAGCGGGCGCCCUUCAAGCUGGAGACCUGAUGCAAGAUCUGAAAACCGGUCACCUUCUCGGCGCAUCGCCUAAAGCGCAAUUCUGGGGGCAAAUGAUAGGAGCAACAGCCGGAGCAAUUCUGAGCGCCUUCAUCUACCGCCUCUAUACGCGCAUCUAUGAGAUACCGGGCGACCUCUUCCAGGUACCUACAGCGUAUGUAUGGAUAUUUACUGCACGGCUCGUGACAGGUCAAGGCCUGCCUUACAUGGCGAAAGAUUGGGCGAUUGCGGCUGGCGCCAUUUUCGCCUGCACAACUAUUCUAAGAACUAUUGCCGUUGGCAAACCCUGGCGCUCGUGGAUACCAGGAGGCAUUGCCGUGGCUGUUGGCAUGUAUAAUGUGCCUUCAUUUACCCUUGCUAGAGCCAUCGGUGGUAUUUUGGCCUGGGUCUGGCUACACGUUAUGAAGCGUUCUAGCACACCGCUCAUCAUUCUAGCUUCUGGGUUUAUUCUCGGUGAAGGAUUCUUGAGCAUCGCGAAUCUGAUCAUGGAAGGCUUAUCGGUUCCUCAUUUUUAA